Messenger RNA from Mercurialis annua (annual mercury), 1959 nucleotides. RefSeq lists its product as uncharacterized. NCBI's taxonomy places the organism in Eukaryota, Viridiplantae, Streptophyta, Magnoliopsida, Malpighiales, Euphorbiaceae. The record is from RefSeq and is a predicted model, not a curated record. Gene Ontology annotation, biological process: lipid metabolic process. The transcript has 8 exons. The coding region runs from base 229 to 1836 and encodes 535 amino acids.
UUUAAUUAGUUUUUGGUUAUCCUGAUCCUGUACCGUUCUCGAAGCCGUACAUCUUCUUCCAUCGCCACCGCCAGCCACGGCGGUUACACAGAAACAUGCCACGUGUAAUCAGUCAGUCUACGUCAUGCUCAAACAACCGCCAUGUAAUGGCUAUAUAUUCCAUCCAUUAUUUUAACUUAGAAUUUUCUUUUUCUUUUUCUUUUUAAGUUCUCUCUAAUUAUUCUAGAGAUGGCCAAUCGAUACCUGAAGAGGUUUCUACAUGAAUUAUAUUGCAACAGAAGUUUGAUUAAGAAGCAAGAGAAGUACAAAAGAUUAGUGUAUGGAGUUUUGAUUAAUAGGUGUCAGUCACAAAUUUCAAGACCUGAUAAGGAAGUAAACAAUGCACCUCAAGUUGAGAGGAAUAGUAAUAAAAACUCUAGUUCUGAGAUUGGAAAAUACACUUCUUCGUCCGACGACGAUGAUACGAGAGAUAGUAAGUGGAAAUUAGAGCUGGAUUGGCUUACCAAAGCUCUUGAACCGGCUCUUCAAUUAUGGAAUGGACUUGGAAAUAAAGCCCCUCCUGGUGGUCGAUCUCUUAUGGAGAUCAUUGCGAGUAUUCAGCGGAGCAAGAGUGGAAUUGAGGGGUGGAGCUUGAGCGAUCUUACAAUCGGUCUUUAUCUUAUUUAUCUUCGUCAAUCGUCGUUAAAUCCCUUUGACGAUUUUAAGGGAGUGCAAAUUGCUUCAGAAUUAGUAGUCCAGGAUCUCAUCUACCACAUUGAGUUAGCAAAAGGUUGCUACAAGGAAAAUGCUUUUUGGCUUGCAAGGAACAGCAUGCUUCGUGAAAGCAAUGUUCUUAAAUUUGUAAAAGAUUCCAGUGUGAUGAGGCCUGGUUAUUACAUAGGAGUUGAUCCUCGCAAGAAACUCAUAAUCCUGGGGAUUCGUGGAACUCAUACAGUAUAUGACCUUAUUACAGACAUAGUAACUUCAAGUGAUGGAGAGGUCACAUUUGAGGGAUUUUCAACCCACUUUGGCACAGCUGAAGCUGCUCGUUGGUUUCUUAAUCAUGAGAUGGGAACAAUAAGGAAUUACUUAAAACAAUAUGAGGGAUUUAGGUUAAGGUUAGUGGGUCACUCUCUUGGAGCUGCUACAGCUUCUUUGCUGGCAAUCAUGCUACGUAAGAGGUCAACUGAGCAACUUGGAGUUAGCCCUGACAUCAUUUCUGCUGUUGGAUUUGCAACUCCUCCAUGCGUCUCCAAGGAACUUGCUGAGAGUUGUGGCGAUUUCGUAACAACUGUAGUGAUGCAGGAUGAUAUAGUACCUAGAUUAAGUACACCUGCUCUUGGAAGGCUGAGGAAUGAAAUUCUUCAAACUGAUUGGUUAAGUGUCAUCGAGAAGGAGGAUUGGAGAAGUGUUAUUGGUUUAGUCACAAAUGCAAAGCAGGUUGUGUCUUCUGUGCAAGAUGUAGCUCGGAAACUUGCAGAUUAUACAAAGUUCAGGAAUCCUCCUGGUCUUCCAAUCAGUGAGAAACCACGGGCUUCUCCGGAUGUUUCGAUUUCCGAAAGAACAGUGGACAAUCAUAUUGUCCUCAAACAGGAUGAAGCUCCCUGUACGGUACCAGAAGAAUUGUUUGUUCCAGGUACAGUUUACUAUCUUAAGAGGAAUAUCGAUACUCGUUGCGCCAGAAAUGGCGGAGGGGCUGAAUUUUUCACCCUCUGGAAAAGAAAUGCAGGUGAACAUUUUCAGAGAAUAGUGCUCUCAAGCAAUGUAAUUUCUGAUCACAAAUGUGACAGCCAUUACUAUGCUCUUCGAGAUGUACUAAAAGCUCUGCCCGGGAGUGAUGAAGAGGGAGUUUUGUAGGUGAAAAUAAAUCCGAUCAUCUUGUCAAUUUUUUUUGAUAUGAUGAUGAUGGAAAUAUCUGUACAUGUCGAUUUUUGAUUUUAUAAUAAUAUAAUGAAGCAAUUUGAGAAUUUUAAGCAGAAA